Molecule: messenger RNA, 2608 nt
Organism: Ipomoea nil (Japanese morning glory)
Lineage: Eukaryota; Viridiplantae; Streptophyta; Magnoliopsida; Solanales; Convolvulaceae
Product: nuclear pore complex protein NUP98B-like
Exons: 5
Coding region: 6-2366 (786 amino acids)
Biological process (GO): protein import into nucleus; RNA export from nucleus; post-transcriptional tethering of RNA polymerase II gene DNA at nuclear periphery
Cellular component (GO): nuclear pore; nuclear pore cytoplasmic filaments
Molecular function (GO): structural constituent of nuclear pore
Source: RefSeq, a predicted model, not a curated record
GUGAUAUGCAUCAUUCUGCAGAGGCAACCCCAUUCACUUCAAUGCUAUCUGUCAAUUCUCCUUUUUCUGCUCAAACACAAACCAAUCAAGUAACUGGAUUUUCUUCUUCACAAUCAAAUUCCACUUCUCCUUUCCCUUUGCUUCAUUCCAAUAUGUUCUCUGCUCAAACUCAACACAGUGGAGUAACACCAUUUUCUCCGUUUUCUAGCCAAUCAAAUGCCAAUUCUCCAUUCCCUUCUGUUCAUUCAAAUCCCUUUUCACCUCAAACUCAAAGCAAUAGUGUAACUGCAUUUGCACCAUUUUCCAGCCAUUCAAACACAAAUUCUCCCUUCCCAUCAGUUUGCUCAUCAAAUGCGUUUUCUGGCCAGACUCAAAGCAGUGGAGUAACCACAUUUGCACCAUUUUCCAGCCUUUCAAACACAAAUUCUCCUUUCCCAUCAGUUUCUUCAAAUGUGUUUUCUGGUCAGACUAAAAGCAGUGGAGCAACUGGAUUUGCACCAUUUUCUAGCCAAUCAAAUGCCAAUUCUUAUCUCUCAAAUUAUACAAAUCCAUUUACCUCUCAAACUCGGAGCUUUAACUCAUCUCUGUCAACAACAAUCCCCGUAUCUGGAAGUAGUGUAGCACCUUUUACUUCUACUAAACAACCGGAAGGAAAUUUUCAUUCCAUUUCUAGCAUGCCGGUUUACCCAAGUAAAAGCCAUGAAGAACUAAGGUUUGAGGACUAUUCUUCAAAAGUGUUUUCUGGUCAGACUAAAAGCAGUGUACUAACUGGAUUAUCACCAUUUUCUAGCCAAUCAAAUGCCAGUUCUUAUCUCUCAAAUUAUUCAAAUCCAUUUACCUCUCAAACUCGGAGCUUUAACUCAUCUCUGUCAACAACAAUCCCCGUAUCUGGAAGUAGUGUAGCACCUUAUACUUCUACUAAACAACCGGAAGGAAAUUUUCAUUCCAUUUCUAGCAUGCCGGUUUACCCAAGUAAAAGCCAUGAAGAACUGAGGUUUGAGGACUAUUCUCUUUGCAUAAAAGAUGGACAGUGUGCCUCAAAACAAACUGGAAAUGGAUUCCAGUUAAAUAAUUCCUUUUAUCCUUCUCUAUUUCCCUAUGUGAAACCAACCCCACCAAUCAAUUCUCAUACAACGAUUCCGGGUUUUAUUUCACCAGCAAAUACUCAACCAAUCCCCUCGAACCCACCUGGACGGUUCUUCCAAUUCCCACCUUCUACUUCAGCAACAACACAGCAGAAUACUUUUGCAUCUUCAUCUGCUUUUGAUUUUCCCAAAUCACCAAAUAGUGUAUCUCGAGUUACAACUUCUGAAUCGACCUUGUGCUCGAAUUGCAAUCGCGCCAAAACUCAGUCAUUCGAGCCAGGUUUAGUUGGAGCAAGUACUAGCCUUUCUCCCAAUCAACUGAAGCCAUCAAGCAUUCAACAGACUGUGCAGGAACUCGGGAAAGAUGAUGCUUCAGUACCGGUGUCUUCUAGCCAUCCUGGAUCGGUGAUAUCGGUUCAAUAUGGAAUUUCUUCUUUAUCUGUUUCUGACAAGGCAGCCCGAAUAAGAUCCUUGCUCAAAGUUCGACAUUCUUCGGUUCGACAUUCUUCUGUGAAACGAACUAAGAUGUUAUAUCCAAGAUACAAUCGUGAUACCAUUGCUUCAAGGGUUCCUUUUUUCAUGGCUGGUGAGGAAAAGGCAACAGAAGGAGUUGCAAAGACAAAUUCUGUUAUAUUUCCAAGAGAAAAUCCCCAGUCUUGGAUUCAUCCUCCAACUAAAGAGUCUCCCCAAAGUCAUAAUCCAAACACAUCGCCUGAGAUCGAACAUACUUCUAUCAAUGUGUAUGGGAAUGGUAAUGUAGUCACACAAGUGCAACGGGCCAAUGAGAAGCAAAUCGAUACUUGUGAGGACAUUAUUGAUGUUGAUGGCAAAAUGCCAAAGUUAAAGAACGACGAAGACUACUACACAGAACCUUCAAUACAAGAAUUGGCAGCAAGGGAAAAGGAAGAACCGGGGUUCUGCCACCGCGUUAAAGAUUUCGUGGUUGGAAGGCGAGGCUUUGGUGCCAUCAAGUUUACAGGAGAGACAAAUGUUGAAGGGCUUGAACUCGAUGCUCUAAUCCAAUUCAACUAUCAUGAGGUGAUUGUGUACAUGGAUGAUAGCAAGAAACCUCAAGUGGGAGAAGGCCUGAACAAGGCUGCUGAGGUGACACUACUUAAUGUGAAGUGCAUCAACAAGAAGACUGGUGAGGAGUAUAAAGAUGGGCAUUUGGUUGAUAAGUACAAGAAUCUGCUCAUCAGAAAGUCAGCAGAGCAAGGUGCAGAAUUUGUGUCUUAUGAUCCGGUGAAAGGAGAGUGGAAAUUCAAGGUCAAGCACUUUUGAGCUUUCCAAGUUUAGGGUUUAGGGUUAAGGGUAUGUAUGUAUUUCUCCCAAGUCUCAAAUACGGUCUAUUGAGUCAGUGAGCUAAGCCCGUGCGGGCGGUUUAGGGGAUCGCUACUUACAUAGUUGUUUUGUAGUUGUGUAAAAAAUGCCUAGAUAUAAUAUCGAGAUGACAUUUGGUUCAUUUAAUACGAUUACGUCAAAAGUUUGGAAUGAGUUUUAUGAUUGUUAAAAUACUUGAAUCU